AUGAUUAAUUACUCGGAUAACAAGCAUAUCAUUGAAAAUCAAAAAGAAAAUGAUUCUAAUUCAUUUAAAAAUCGGAAUGACGAAAAAGGUUCAGAUAUAAAUGAUUCAGAUAUAUAUGAAUCAAACGACGAUAAUACAAAAAAUAAAGGGGUGUGGUAUAAUGCUAGAACAAAAUGCUGGUUAGCAUGUGUAAAAGGAAGUGGAAGGCAUCUUCGAGUAUUUUCUGUGAAGAAACAUGGAUAUAAAAAAGCGAAAAUGUUAGCUGUAGAAUGUAAAAAUGCAGCUUUUUACAAUGAUAGUAAUAGUAAUAAUGAAUAUACAAAUAAAAAAAAUAAUAUUAAUACAGAUAUAAAAAAUGAAUCGAAUAGUAACAACACCGAUUAUGUAAAUGAUUUAAAAGAUUUUGAUUAUAAGAAAAACGACAGAUCAAAUGAAGAUAAAAUAGAAUCAGAAGAAUCUAUUGAUAGUAAGAAUUCAAUUGACAUGAAUUACUCAAACAGUCAGAUAAUUAUGAAAAAUGACAAAUCAAAUUUAAAUGCAGAUUCUGAAAAAUUAAAUAAAAAAAGAAGAUACAAUACGCGAAGAUGUAAUUAUAAUUCUUCUAAUGAAUUAACUAAGGAUAAUAAUAAUAAUAAUAAUAACAUUAAUAAUAAUAGUUUUCAUAAUGAAUACAAUAAUAUAAAAGAAGAAAACCAGUAUAUUUCUAGAAGCGAUAAUUAUUCUGAAAGGAAUGAAAAGUAUAAGGAAGAAUCAAAUAAUUAUCAGGUGGAUAAUAAAAAAAAAAAGAAAAAAAUAAAAGAUCAGUUUAAUUAUUUUAUAAAAAAUGAUAAUAAUCAUAAUAAUAAUAGCAGUUGUAUAAUAACUGAUAAAGAUUUUCAAAUAGAUUCACCUGAACAAACAAAUGAAGAAAAUUUUUUUAUAAAGCCAUUUGUAUAUGACUAUAAUGAAAAUACAAAAACAAAAAAUAAGUAUAACGAAAACGAAUAUAAUGUAAUUUUUACAAAUGAUUAUUAUUCCGAUUAUUGCUAUCAAAAUAAAGAUGAAUAUAAAUCAAAUUUUAUUGAUUUAACUAGAGAGGCAUUAGCUUUGAUUUUACAAGAUUUGAAAAAAAAUGUUGUUCCAAAAGUUCCAGUAGGUAUAGAAAAAAGAGAAAGAUAUGCGAAUUCUUUACGUUUAUGUUUAAGAAAUGCAAAAUUUACAAAACACUUUAAUGAAUUAGAACCAUAUUUAGAAUUAUUUAGUGAAUGUAUUAAAAAUAGUAAAUUACCAAGCCAUAUGGAUUUGAAAGACCAACUAUUUUAUUUGGAUAAAUUAUAA
Messenger RNA from Plasmodium relictum, 1317 nucleotides. RefSeq names its product transcription factor with AP2 domain(s), putative (gene ApiAP2). Gene Ontology annotation, molecular function: DNA-binding transcription factor activity. Gene Ontology annotation, biological process: regulation of DNA-templated transcription. NCBI's taxonomy places the organism in Eukaryota, Apicomplexa, Aconoidasida, Haemosporida, Plasmodiidae. The record is from RefSeq and is a predicted model, not a curated record. The transcript has 2 exons. The coding region runs from base 1 to 1317 and encodes 438 amino acids.